Messenger RNA from Portunus trituberculatus (swimming crab), 2338 nucleotides. Its product is annotated as N-acetylneuraminate lyase-like. The coding region runs from base 150 to 1067 and encodes 305 amino acids. Lineage: Eukaryota; Metazoa; Arthropoda; Malacostraca; Decapoda; Portunidae. Gene Ontology annotation, biological process: N-acetylneuraminate catabolic process. The transcript has 9 exons. Gene Ontology annotation, molecular function: N-acetylneuraminate lyase activity; 4-hydroxy-tetrahydrodipicolinate synthase activity. The record is from RefSeq and is a predicted model, not a curated record.
GGGAGACAUGGGGUAAUAGAAGGCUGAGAGAGUAAGAGAGGGAGGGUGUCGGAGGAGAGGGAAGGAGAGGGCAGGCGGCAGUGAGGCAGAGACAGCGUCGCCAGCAGCAGCGUAUCAGAUAGUUACGCUUCCCACCGCACGCAUCCAGAAUGGCUCGGUUAGAUUUCAAGGGAAUGAUGGUGCCCACCUUCGCUCCGUUCAAAGCAGAUGGAAGCCUCAACCUGGAGAUGGUGAAGCCCUACGCAGAACACCUGAAGAAGAAGGGAAUAGCUGGGGUGUGGGUGAACGGCUCUGUGGGUGAAGGCCUGGCGAUGACGGUGGCGGAGCGAAAGGCGGUGGCAGAGGCAUGGCUGGCCUGCCGAGAUGAUGUGCCCACUGUCAUCGUGCAUUGCGGCGCCGUGUGUCUCAAGGAAGUGCAGGAGCUGGCUAGCCACGCAGAGAGCCACGGGGCGAGUGCCGUGGCUGUGGUGCCCAAUGUGUAUGAGCGCCCCGCCACAACUGAUCAACUGGUGGACUAUAUGCAGGAGGUGGCCAAGGCGUGUCCCCGCACUCCGCUCUUCUACUAUCACAUCCCCAUAAAAACUUGUGUCAACUUGUCGAUGAGCGAGUUCCUGGCGAAGGGGGUGAAGCGUGUCCCCACCCUGUCUGGUAUCAAGUUCACGGAUAUGGACGUCAGCGGCGAGGGGCGCAAGUGUCUGGCGGUGGACAGCUCACUCACCAUCUUCAGUGGCUUUGAUGAGUCCCUUCAGGAGGCUCUCAACAUGGGCUUCACCGCCUGCGUCAACUCCAGCGGUAACUUUGUACCUCAACUCGGCUGUCGCAUCUUCUCCCUCAUGGCUGCCGGGGACACUGACGGGGCCAAGAAGGUGCAGGAACAACUUCUUGACUGCCUCGCAAUUAUCUUCGCUGAAAGCGGUGGGUUCAACGGAGCUGGCCUGAAGGCAGCAUGCACCAUCCUGACGGGCCUCCAGCUGGGGCCGACACGCCUCCCGGUGCAAAUGCUGACGCAAGAAAGAAUGAACACCGUCAGGAAGAACCUCGAGAGCCGCGGUUUUAAGGUUUACUGAGAUAACUUAACCUACCGGCGACGCUGAAGGAGGCAGGAGGAGAAGAAGAAGAGGGAGGGCAUGAUGGUAGUGAAAACGAAUGGACAAAGAGAGAGAGAGAGAGAGAGAGAGAGAGAGAGAGAGAGAGAGAGAGAGAGAGAGAGAGAGAGAGAGAAUGUAAGGAAAAAUAGAAAAAGAGCGAAGUUUAAGACAAGAUGAAAGGGAACAUUUUGAAAGAGGCAGCUAAGAACAAAAAAAAAAAGCUAAAAAGAAAAGAAGAAAAGAAAAAUGUGGAAGAAGAGAGAAUUGGUAAAUUAAAAAGAUGAAGAGUUGAAUAAAAAAAAAACAAGAAAAAAAUAGAAGAAUAGACCGAUAGACAGAAGAAGAGAGAAGAAAAAGAAGAACAACAGCAACAAAGGAGAGGAUGAGAAAAAAGAAAAAAACUAUGAAGAAAUAGAUGCAGGAAGAGGAGAGAGAGAGAGAGAGAACAUAGAACAUAGGAUCAUAAUAGGAGAAGUAGGUGAAUAAUGCAUUUUUUAGGAAGUAGUUGCAUGCCAAAGUAGAUGUGGUAACUAAUAGAUUGAGAUAGAAAUGCACGUAGACUGAAGAGACCAUUGGUAGUAACAGCAGUAAUAGCAAUGACAGUAUGUAGUAGAAGUAGAAAUAGUAGUAGUUGUUGUUGGUGUUGUUUUGUGUUCGUUGUUGCUGUUGUAAUAGUAGUAACAGGAAGGAGGAAUUGGAGAUAAGUGAAUGAGAUGAGAAUACUUAUGAGGACGAAAAGUAAUAUAGAAAUAGAUGUCAAACAGGAAGAUGAAAUAAGAGAAAAUGGAAUAGACAAAAAGUGACUGACACAACUUUGAUUAUUUCCCUUUUUCAAACAUUUUAUUUCGUAUAGAGUAUUAAGAAAGCAAUUUUUUUUUUCAAAUUUAGAUUCAUGAUUCAAUUUUUUUCCUAAAGAAGCUUGUGAGCAGGUAAUGAUGGUGAUAGGCAAGGUGGUGAUGGUAAUUAAUAUGUGAAUGAUUUAGUACGUCUGGAAAUUAUUUUAUCAAUUUAUAUCUUGUCACUGUAUUAGUUAGUAAAAUACGAUUAUUUUGUAUCUUAUUUGGAAGCGAAAUGCAAGAUACGAGAGAGAGAGAGAGAGAGAGAGAGAGAGAGAGAGAGAUUAAACAAUAUCUAUUUGAAAUCAUGUUAUAAUGUUGCUAAUCAUUAGUUAAUACAUAGUUAAUUAGAAUAAUGCCCUUCGCUCACUGUCCUGUCCUCAAAACAAUUCAUAAAAUUGAUAUAUGAGAAAA